Musca vetustissima is the source of this 2130-nucleotide messenger RNA. RefSeq names its product kelch-like protein 10 (gene klhl10). The record is from RefSeq and is a predicted model, not a curated record. Gene Ontology annotation, molecular function: protein binding. Bases 1 to 2130 code for a protein of 709 amino acids. The transcript is spliced from 7 exons. Lineage: Eukaryota; Metazoa; Arthropoda; Insecta; Diptera; Muscidae.
AUGAAUCGUGAAAGGGUAACGGCUGUUCUUCAAAAUAAUAAUGCAAGUGUUAGCAAUGAUGAAGGUGUUCUAUCUGAUGUUGAUAUGGAUGAAGAUAUGGAAGUGGAAGUUGGUAGAGAAGCGACGAAGCUGGCAGGCUCAGUGAGUGAACAAGCCUUGCAGACCCUAAAUGAAUUGCGUUGUAGCAAUUUACUUUGUGAUGCGGUAAUAAGUGUGGCCGAUGGAACUUUCAAUGUCCACCGGGCAAUAAUGAGCGCCUGUAGUCCAUAUUUCCGAGCUCAGUUUACCACAACAGGAGCAGCAACAAAUACCGCCAACAACCCAGUGACAAAUAAUCACAAUGUUCACAUACCAGGUGUUAGCUUCAGCAUCAUGGAGGAAAUCAUCAACUAUGCAUAUUUACGAAAAUGCUCCAUCAACGACGAUAAUGUUCAUCAACUAUUAAUAUCAGCCGAUUAUGUCGGUAUCUCGGGAUUGGUGAAAAUGUGCAAACAAUAUUUAGCACAAAUGCUAACAGCGGAAAAUUGUGUCAGCAUAAUGGGGUUUGCAAGAUUUCGUUUUUUCAACGAUUUAUAUGCCAAGGCUAGAAAUUAUCUGUUGCGGCAUUUCAUUGAGGUGGCAUCUAAAAAUAGGGAUUUAUUGCAAAUGAAUUUAAAGGACUUUUAUGAUGUCAUCAAUGACGAUGAACUGAAUACCAGAGAGGAAGAUAACGUAUGGAAAUUGUGUAUUAAAUGGAUUGAUCAUGAUCCAGAAAACCGCAAACAGCAUGUGGCCCAAUUAAUGCAGGGUGUUCGAUUGGGUUUAAUGACUCCCAAGUGUUUUAUGGAGGAGGUCAAGGAACAUCCAUACGUCCUGCAAUGUGAAGAAGCAAAGCCUUUGAUUGUGGAAACAUUUAAAUUCAUGUAUGAUUUGGAUAUAAUAAAUCCCACAUCAGGAGAGUUGACCACACCACCCUUGGCCAUGCCACGUUUACCACACGAGGUUAUAUUUGCCAUAGGUGGCUGGAGUGGUGGCACAUCCAAGGCCUGCAUAGAAACAUAUGACACACGGGCCGACAGAUGGGUCAAUAUACCGGCCGAAGAUCCAGCUGGUCCUAGGGCAUAUCAUGGCACAGCUGUUAUAGGUUAUAAAAUAUAUGCCAUUGGAGGUUAUGAUGGUUUGGAAUAUUUUAAUACUUGUCGGGUAUUUGAUGCCAUCAAGAAGACAUGGAAAGAGGUGGCUCCCAUGCAUUGUCGCCGUUGCUACGUCAGUGUGGCCGAGUUGAAUGGUUUAAUUUAUGCCAUUGGCGGCUAUGAUGGUCAUAAUCGUCUUAAUACAGUGGAACGCUAUAAUCCCAAGACAAAUCAAUGGUCCGUUAUAACGCCCAUGAAUAUGCAAAGAUCUGACGCAAGCGCCUGUACACUGAAUGGCAAAAUAUAUGCCACGGGUGGUUUUAAUGGUCAAGAGUGUUUGGACAGUGCUGAAUAUUACGAUCCCAACACUAACACUUGGACACGUAUACCAAAUAUGAAUCAACGUCGUUCCGGUGUAUCAUGUGUUGCAUUUCGUGGUCAAAUAUAUGUUGUUGGUGGAUUUAAUGGUACAUCACGUCUCGCUACGGGAGAACGUUAUAAUCCCGAAACACAAACCUGGACGUUUAUACGUGAAAUGAAUCAUUCCCGUAGUAAUUUUGGUUUGGAAAUUAUUGACGAUAUGAUAUUUGCCAUAGCGGGAUUUAAUGGUGUAUCCACAAUAUCACACACCGAGUGUUAUGUACCCGAAACAGAUGAAUGGAUGGAGGCCACCGAUAUGAAUAUAAUACGUUCAGCAUUAACGGCCAAUAACGUCGCAGGUUUACCGAAUAUACGAGAUUAUAUACACAAGGAACGUGAUCGUCUAAUGGAGGAGAGACGACAACGUUUGCUAGCCAAUGCCAUGACCAGAGAUGAACGUAUGACAUCCUCAAAUGCUUCGGUGGAAACAAUACAAGAUUCCAUUAUGGAGGAUUAUGAAUCGCCGAAUGAGAAUGAAAAUGAAUUGUCCGACGAGGAGGAACAUGUAAUUGAGCCACUACCGGACAAUCGUCGCUUUCGCAAUCAAAUCAGAACCCAGAGAUUGGGUUCCCAUCAUGAAAUAAGACGUAGAACAUAA